GGGUCUCUUCACCUAUCAGUACUUGAUGAAGACGAGUCCUUCCUACAGGGUCACCUGGACAUUCCAAAAUCUGCAAUUAGCGAGCGGUGGACAGGGCUGCCGUUAUGCCCUUCUCGUUCAAGCAACGACUUCGCAAAAAAACACCUUACGUUUUCAGGAACACCAGGGGUACGUUUCACAAUAGAAGCAUCUCAAGACUAUGAAAUAGAACUCAAUGAAGAAAAACCUUUCAGCAUAUUCGAGUGGAAUACUGUAAAUGUAUUUCAGUUUACCCCACCUAAGGACAUCUCAAAGACUCAGCUUGAUAUAACGGUUACUUCAGAAUCGGAUGUCCCCUCUUACAUGAAAGUUUCACGGAUCUGUCAGGACGUUAAUAAGGACAACAUACGAGUUGUGGACUAUAAAGGCGAGUCUAUUCGUCUUUCGUUCGCAAAGAAAGGACGUAUCACUUUAUCCAAGGUAUCUAUUCCCCCUUUGACCGACUCCACAGCCAGCUGGUACAUUGGCCUUGCACUGAACAACGCUGCAGGUACAACGCCAUUAAAUGCUAGUAAAACUGGAACAUUAACGGUGACAAGAUCAUUUAAUUACUCGUAUGGGGGGCCCAUGUCAUUCAUAUGCUUGGCACCCUUUUUCUUCGGUGGCAUUGUAGCUGUCUGGGCUCUGUACUGUUUUAAAGAACCACACGUCAGUCCAUUGGGUUUUCACAUUGAACCAGUGACCCGUAAAGACGUCUGCAGAGCCAUGUGUAAAGUUCUCUGUACCUACUGGUUUGCAGGAGGACAUAAAACGUAUUCGUACAUCACAUGCAUUGUCGGUUGCGUCUUGAUGGUGGGAGCUUUUCAGUUUGUUUAUGCAGAUUGGUAUUUGAUGAUUCAAGAAGGCGAUAGAGACCAUUGUUACUACAACGACUUUUGUUACAGGGUAUCAAGUAGCGAUAUUCCGUUUAAUUUAAUGAGUAGCAACUUCGCUUAUAUACUGCAUGCCUUUAUUUUAGCGUUGUCUGUUUGGUAUAUGGAGUCAGAAUUACUGGCUCGCUGCAAAAAAAUUAGACAAACUCAGCCACCACCCGUAGCAGAAAAUGCGGAAUGUAAUAGUACUGAGGCGCAUAAGAGGAGAAUUUCCUUUUCAAUAGGUUACGCUUUUUCCUGGGCAUUGCUUUUCGAGGGGUUGUUUUCAAUGCUUUAUCAUCUCUGCCCGACUAAGAUGACAUUUCAGUUCGAUUCAGCGUUUAUGUUUGUUAUUUCAGGCUUGAUUGUCGUUGUAAUGUAUAAUGGCAUUCAGUUAAACCAUGCUGGAGAGAGGGGAGGUCACGUGGGAGCAUCAAAUUUCUACCUUGGUUUUAUAGUUCCACUUUAUAUUUUAAACUAUCUCGGUUCACUGAAUCACUCCAAAGAAGGGUUAAUUCCAACAGCGGCCUGGGCUACACCACUUGCUCUUUGGGGUUUCUUUAUCUUUAACUGGGUUGGCUAUAAAUUGUAUCUUGAAAACUGGUGCUUGUUAAUCUUUUGGCGUUGGGUUAGAAGCAAAUGCUGCAAACGGUGUUGUAUAGUUUCUUGGAACCCUGACGAUUACUCUCUACAAAAUAUGAAAGGGUGCAAAUUGAUUUGUCUAAUGAUUGGUCUUAACCUCGCAGUCUUGAUGUUUUGUCUGUUUAGCGUUAAAAAGGUUAUCCGUAGCCUUCCACACGCGCUUUUGUUCACCUGCAUUACAGAGAGCGUAAUUGUUAUUUGUUGGAAACUCGGUAAAUCAUGCUAUUGUUUGUGGCGUGACCGUAGGUAUAAAAAACUUAUUUGCGUUAUUAUUUAUGUAUUUACAACCGUUGCAUUAGGAAGUUCAGCCUUGGCAUUUUUCAUUGGCUUACCGACAACAGAUAAAGCAGAAACUCCUGAGAUAUCUCGUAAUAAGAACCACAAAUGCAUUAUUAUUGGUUUCUAUGACUACCACGAUCUUUGGCACAUCUUGUCUUCAUUUGCUCUGCUAAUGGGAGUGCACAUUGUGAUGUUUGCUAGCUAUGACCCU
Messenger RNA from Porites evermanni, 2022 nucleotides. The record is from the annotation of a GenBank genome assembly. NCBI's taxonomy places the organism in Eukaryota, Metazoa, Cnidaria, Anthozoa, Scleractinia, Poritidae.